Messenger RNA from Sphaeroforma arctica JP610, 2897 nucleotides. RefSeq lists its product as hypothetical. The record is from RefSeq and is a predicted model, not a curated record. NCBI's taxonomy places the organism in Eukaryota, Ichthyosporea, Ichthyophonida. Gene Ontology annotation, biological process: adenylate cyclase-activating G protein-coupled receptor signaling pathway. The coding region runs from base 1 to 2775 and encodes 924 amino acids. The transcript has 7 exons. Gene Ontology annotation, cellular component: plasma membrane. Gene Ontology annotation, molecular function: G protein-coupled receptor activity.
AUGGCGGCCUGGGCAGCGGCUCUCAGUUAUCACUUCAUGAUGCACUUGGCCUAUUUGAGAACGGAGAAGCGUCUGCGCAAGCUUAUGAAAUGGCUACAUCUCAUCGCUUGGGGACCCUUUGCGGUGUCAAUUAUUGUCGCGCUGGCUAUGGGCACGUUCGGGCCGGCAGGUUACUGGUGCUGGGUGGUGUCAGAAGCCGUCUACAUGCGCAGUUUCGUCUUCGCCUUCAUCUGGAUAUGUGUAGGCUUUAGCUUACUAUUCACGACCGUUAUGAUAAUCCGCAUCAACUUUAUCUGGCCUACGUUAGAUAGGCUUUACGCCUACGCCACAGGGGAACAGUCGAGUUUACUCAGUGUCUUGCACGCAUUGUUUGGACCGCUGUGGGGGUUUCUGAAUCUCUGUGCGCAUUUGGCUCCGAAAGUGUAUAUGCGGAAGGUUUCGUUCUGGGAAGGAUUUAGCUACAAUGAGAAUCAACAGCAAAGGGAGCGACUGGCCGAAAGCAAGAACAAUUUGUUCGCAAGCAAUACGGACAACCUUGAGGAACAAUCACAGCAACCUGAAGGAUACGUGUACAUCAAUGACGAUGAUGGGAACGGUCGGUUCGUGUCCAUUGCGCAGUUGGCAAUGGCGGCGCGGAGACGUGACACGCGUCCCGCAAUAAGCUUCACAAAGUCGAGUGUGGAUGACCUAUCCGAACACAAUAAUCACUGUGCUCCGCCGCAACUGGCCAAACUGGAUGAUGGUAGAGGUCCACUGUCUCCCCAACUCUCUUACAACGACUCACUGGGUGAGGAUGGAGAGGCGAGUGUGAACAGUAUCAGGACUAUAGUGGACAAAGCCAGACUCAAGUUUGGACUGGCCCUGAAUGCAGACGAUAGGCGGCGUGUCUCAUCAAGGAAAGGUUCGAGCUUCGCGCUGGAAAACAGCUCUGGAUCUAGUAGACGUAUCCGUGAUAUCAGCGCUUUCCUGGGCGAGCACCGACUGUCAGACAGUGGAGACGAGAAUGAUCCGGAACGCACAAAUAUUCAAUUAUCGGGCGAGACCCUUGGAUCUUUGCUCAACAUGUCUAUCUACACGGAAAGGACAGCCUCGAUAAGUGGUCCGGGCCACAGUGCCAACAGUCUAUGUCUCGACGUCGAGAGCGGACCCGAAAGCAUUCAAUACGAUACAGACAAUGCUCAAAAUGGGACAGAAAUGGUAGAUUUGGAUACCAUGUUAAAUAAUAUCGAGGUAUUGGGUAACCAAAAACGUAGGUCCGUUCUCGGGGUAACAGGACGCACACGGAGCUACACACCGUCACCUAUGGUUACGCCUGAGGGAGGCUUGUCGCCUGGGAGCAACCUCAAUAGCCCACGCAUCAGUGCGAUGGUAGAACGCAGAAGUGGACAAAUAAUGAGGAAUGGGGAAAGACCGAGAAGCGCGAGCGGGUGGCUGCGGGAUGCAUGGGUGAAAAGAAACAACUCACUGGAAGUGAGCGAUGCAGAAACGCGACCGCAUACAGAUAUAAAUAGAGUUGUGUCGGCCCCCUUUGCGCUGACGAAGAAGUUCAUGCGGAGCCUGAGCGAUGACAAGAGUGAUGAUCAAGCGGAGAGAGAGUCCCCGAAGAUAUCUCCCAGUAGUGGACAGUUGAAGAGGAAAGGCAACAGUGAAGGUGAUGUAGUGGUGGCUGAGAAGAAAUGUACAAAGACAUCUUCAAAGAGUGGACAAUUAAAGAGAAAGGGGAAGGGGGAGUCGCAGUCAGAGAGUAGUGCGACGCCGUCGCACGCACACACGCACAUUGAUACAAACAAGGAAUCACAGUCUAUACCACUCAGUAAUACAAAGUCUUUCCCAGCCCACAACACCAGCACGCUUACAUUCAGUGACACAUACACGGGUGCGCGCAACACAUUGACGAGUAGCGGGGAAAGUACACGAAUAGCGGGACGUUCGAGCCCAAAAUCGAGUAGAUCAGACCUCCUUAGGUCAAAAAUUAGUAAGAAAUUAGACAAAGGGAAGAAGCCAAAGAAUAAUAGUGAGUGUGAAGACGUGGAGAGUCAUGACAAUUACAGUCACAGUUCGGGCGCGAGUCCUGAGAUGAACACGAGAAGACAAUCUCAGACAAAGUCCAAACAGGGGUGUGGUACACCUGCGGAGGUGCGUGCACAAAGCUGUGGGACUAUUGCGCUGGAUGAGGAUAGGGACGAUGAUGCAGCACAGUAUAGAGGCAGUGCCAGAUACACACACAAUGCUGUUGUACGGGAAUAUGAGGUGCUCGGCGACAAGCACGGGGGUGUGAAACAUACACAGAGUAUGGUGAAGCGGGGGGAUAGUAAUGGGAGUGGUAGCAAGCACAAAAUUUAUGGGAGGAGGCGCACAACAAGCGAGAAGAAAUACACGCAUGUUAAGUAUGGGGGUGAUGAUGUUAAGUUUGGUGGUGAUGAUGGGAGCCGUGGUAAGCAUUCUGAAAGCGAAACGACUGACAGAAUGCGAGGUGUGGGCGCAAGUGGCUUGGACAGAGGCAAUUCAGAGCAACAUGCAUAUUUAAGUAGACGGAGAUAUACAGACACGAACAGAGAUUUACACGCAAAUACAGGCACGGAAUCAUACGCACCCACUCGAACGAAUAGACGAUCACGUACAAGCUCGAGGGAAACGCCGAAUAUAACAGUGAGUUCGGAGAGUAGGGACACAGUGUCCAUUUCGAGUGCGCAUGCGAUCUGUGAAACAACACCCAACACAGGCACACAUAUCGAGGAGCACAUCGAGGACGACACGGAUGAGCAUGGCGAUUAGACUUAUUCGUGUGCAUCGUAUGUAAACUACGCAGGUAUCGGUUGCCCGCAAUCGUUCGGACGAUAUACUUGCAUAGUAUAAAGACAUGUAUGCGGGCGUUCGCAUGGCCACAAACAUAGAUA